This is a messenger RNA of Nilaparvata lugens (brown planthopper), 2226 nucleotides long. It is a transcript of the gene Sse, whose product is annotated as separin. The record is from RefSeq and is a predicted model, not a curated record. The coding region runs from base 153 to 1913 and encodes 586 amino acids. Gene Ontology annotation, molecular function: cysteine-type endopeptidase activity. NCBI's taxonomy places the organism in Eukaryota, Metazoa, Arthropoda, Insecta, Hemiptera, Delphacidae. Gene Ontology annotation, cellular component: mitotic spindle; nucleus; cytoplasm. Gene Ontology annotation, biological process: proteolysis; meiotic chromosome separation. The transcript is spliced from 6 exons.
GUUUGAAAAGGUCCGCAUCAACUUCAACUUUAUAGGUUAACUUAUUAUUCUGCAAUCUACAUUCUACAAUCAACGAAUCAACAUCUUAUUACUUAAUAGUUCUGUGUUACGAGAAUAACAACUGCACAACUGUUUAUUAUUCUAAUUUUGAAAUGUUUGAUGCUGCGCAGAAAUCUGAAUGUGAAGGAUUAAUUGAUGAUUUUAAAGAAAAUGUAAUGAGAAUGAUGUCUUCAGUAACUUUAAUUAAUGGACCUGUAUAUGCAAGAUAUAAUAGGAUACUGGCUCAUCUCUGUCUCCUAAUCGGCAGAGAACAAGAAGCAAUAUUCCAUUUGACAGAAUCGCAUGCAGUGACAUUUCGUAUUUCUGCCUUGAAACUGAGCGAAGAUUGCGAAGAUGAACAGUCCAAUUCAAGCGUCUUACCGCGAAGUUCCCUGAAAAGCGAUUAUUUUUCCUUUAGCUGUUCGAAAUUUCAAAAUGGAUCAGAAAAAUUGAAAGAUCGGCUGAAAUGUCUUCCUUCUGAAUGGACUUUGGUUCAGCUGACAUUCGACCAUGAUGAAACCGAGUCCUGGUUCAAAACUUCAGACACCAAAAUGUUGCCUCUUCAUAUAACCAGACUUCCUUGCGGAAAUAUGCUGUCAAAAAACCGUAGGCCAGUGACGAUCACACUAACCGAGGCACAGAACACAAACAAAACGGUAGGCACCAUCUCCAUUCUGGAGCAGGUGAAUCAGCUGAUCAAGCAAUUCAACGCGACCGGUCUGUCGAACACCGAAAAGCGCCAAAAGCGAGCCAACGCCGACAAACAAAUGAAACAGGUCGUCGGCGAACUCAUCACAAGCUGGCUCAAGGAAUGGAGCUGUCUGCUGAUUGGUCGUUUGAAGGACACAAAACUAGAGCAAAAAAUCGUCGAUGAAGUGGAUCGAUUUAUUAAAAACUAUAAGAAACCCGAUGAAAACGUGAUGGAUGUUGAAAAAGUGAGGACAGUUUUGUAUCAAGUCGUAGACUGUUGCGCGCAUUCUUCGGAAACUUUCAUACGUUCAGCGAUAGAAUACUGUGUGAGGGAUAAAAUUUUGUCUGAUAGUUUUGUAAAAUCGAUUUUGAAUUUCAAGAAACAACACACAACAGCCCUAAUGCGUGCCCUAAGGCAUCCCGUGCUGCUGAUCCUUGACGACCGACUAGAGUGUAUCCCCUGGGAGAUGACGUCAGUGCUUCUCAAGCACCCUGUAUCUCGGGUGUCGUCUCUACACGUUGCAUGUGCACUCUUCGACAAACAUCGCCAAAAAAUGAAGAACGGUAUCGUGGUGAUAAAUGAAACAAAAAGCGGAUUCUACGUUGUCAACCCCGACAAAGAUCUAGUUAGCACUGAGAAGAUUAUUUCAGAUUUCAUCGGAAAAAGAAAACUAGGUUGGGAGGGGGUGGCGGGUGAGAAGCCUUCUAGCAAACAAGUUAUCCGUAGUUUACAUGAGAAUAAAGUGUUUCUGUACAGUGGACAUGGUAACGGUUGCCAUUUCUUGGAUUUCGACGAAUUGGAACGAACGCACAUCACUGUGAUACCCAUGUUGUUCGGGUGUAGCAGUGCGUCGAAGAAACGGAUCGGCGAGGGUGGCAUCUCUGAGUUGUGGGGCGUGUCCGACCAGUACCUGCUUGCUGGAAGUCCCUGCUACUUCGGAAUGCUGUGGAGCGCUCUCAAUAUCCCCACCAAUGUGCUCACACUCGCCUUUCUCAAUAUUUGUCUUCCUGGUGUCCCUAUCAAUGUCAAUGAGGUGUUUGGCCAAGAUGUGAUCGAUGAUGACGUGAAGCAAGAACUGGAAUUGUUGCGAGCUGUGCGCCCGGCCAAGGCCGCUGUCAGCAUGUACAUGAAUGCGGCCGCCUUCAUUGCUCGCGGAAUUCCAGUAGCAUUCACACUAAAUUGACAUCGAACAAAUGUAACAUACCUAAUAUGAGGGACUCGCUUGUAAGAAUCCUGUUAGAAGAAAUAACUACAGUACCAAAAAAUCCUGUAAUAUUUUUGUGAUAGUUGAUGGUUUUUACAGAUUUAUUUUAUAUACCUAGUAGUCCGUAUUUUUGUUUUCUAUAGGCUACUGAAAAAAUGUAAAUAGGAUGGUAUUUUUUUCAUUGUAAAAUGUGAUACCUAAAUGAAUAUAAAAUAAUCCUGUUUAGUAUAUAUGAAUUUUAAAUUUCAUAUUCUUGUCAUACUAUGUUUCAAUAAAUUUUAUUUUAAUAUAA